GGAACCUGCAAAGAAAAACCGCAGCAAAAGUGCAUUUCAUGGGGUGGGUUUAUUCUUGCAUGUCAAUAAGAUAAAGAGGAAGACAGUCACUCUUUCCUCUCGAUUUCUUUGAACGUCAUGACCACCUUCUCUUAGCGACCUGUGGACGCACACAUUUCUACUUCUUCACUUACUCCAGUAUGAGUCCGAAGACCGGGUUGGUGGUCCUCCUUCUCUGCAUGCCAGGGCUGCUCCGUGCUGAGUGGGGGGGGAACUACUCUGCGACGGAGAUCUGUGCAAUUAAAGGAUCCACUGUGAAGAUUCAGUGCGACUUUAGGUUCCCGCCCACAGAAAACGGGCGUGACAUCAAGGUCAAGGAUACAUUUUGGUUCACCAAAGAUCGAAAGAAAGAUCUGAGACUGGACCCUCAGUACUUUGGUGGUGUGCAGUCUGAGUGUCAUGGCAACAUCUGCAGUCUGACCAUCGCAGACGUGAGACGGACUGACAACUACACGUUCAGAUUCACAACUGACCAUUCCGGAGGAGGGUACACCGUCAAGCCUGGUGUCAAAGUGACCGUCACUGAUCUGAAAGUACAAGUGACAAAUCCCAGUCAUGGUUAUGUUCUGAAGUGUGUCAGCACCAAUUGCAGUACUUGGUCUCCUUCUUCAUACGUCUGGUAUAAGAAUGGAGAGGAAAUCCAAAAUGGAACAUCCCAAGUGUACACAGUAGAGCGUGACUACAAAAACAGUUACUCCUGUGCUGUGAGAGGACACGAGCAAGCUGUGUCUCCUCCAGAGUGUGUGGUGGACAGGUCAUGUAAGAAGGUGGUUUACCACAAGAGACACAUCUGUGCCAUCCAAGGAUCAUCAGUGAACAUUACCUGUGAAUACACGAGCUAUGGAUAUACCCUGACAAAAUUCUGGUACCGUACGGAUUCUAGUCAUUCGGGGAACCCCUCCUUGACCGAAGACCCUCAGAAUAAAGGUCGUCUUGAUUUACCUUCUGAGACUUCUGGAAAUAGCACACUGAGAAUAAAAGAUGUGAGGCAGAGUGAUUCUGCUGAGUACCGCUUCAAAUUCACCACUUAUGAUGGUUCUGGAUGGAGUAGUAUUUCACCUGGAAGCACCUUGACAGUCGCAGCUGUGCAGGUGCAGGUGAUGUCAGUCAGAGUUGAAAAUUCUCACCUUGUUGCACAAAUGUUGUGUCACACAAGCUGCCUUCCAGAAGCUUCUUUGUCUUUUGAGUGGCAGAAGAAUGGAGAGGAUAUAAAGCCUGGAACCAAAGUAGAAGUCACCUUGUCACCUGGAGACUACAUCACCUGUGCUGCACAACAACAUCAACAUAUCAGCAUCUCUCCUCACCUGUAUGUCCUGAAAAGACCCUCAGUGUCCCUGAGUGAUGCCAGGGACAUAUUGGAGGGUCGUCCCCUGACACUGACCUGCUACAUCGACAACUACAACUACUCCUCAGCAACAGAUGAUUACUGCUGGUACAAGAAGAAGAAGAAGAAUGUGUCUUCAGAUGAUGUAGUCCUCAGGAAAGGUCGAGAACUGGUCUUCAAGUCCAUCAAUUCUUCAGACUCAGCAGAGUAUUGGUGUACUGUGGAGAACCAGCUGGGGAAAAACCCAUCCGAACCCGUCUUCAUUGACGUCCAAUAUCCUCCCAGGUGGUCGUCUUUGUCCGUCAGUCCGUCUCCUGUCAUCCUUGAGGGACAGUCGGUGAAUCUGACCUGCAGCAGCGAUGCUAAACCGGCCGCCAACUACACCUGGUUCAAGGACAACCAAAUUCUGACCCAAAAUCCACAAGGACUUUACAGUUUCACCUCCAUCCGUCCUGAAGAUGCCGGAACAUUCCACUGCAUGUCUGAGAAUAAACAUGGACACGUCAACUCUUCAACAGUUGUCAUAGACGUCCAAUAUGCUCCGAGGCGUCCAGUGAUCUCAGUGACACCCUCGGGUGAAGCCAGCCAGGGUUCCUCGGUCUGGUUGAUGUGCAGCAGCGAGGCCAACCCGCAGGCCAACUACAGCUGGUGGAGGGGGCGUGGAGAGCAGGUCGCUGUUGAAGAGCUGCAGGGAGCCAAAUCGGCCACCUUCAACCUGUCUGACCUGAGACUUGAGGACAGCGGGGACUACGUGUGUGAGGCCUCCAGCAGCAGAGGCAGCAGCAAGUCCUCAGUCAGCAUCCAAGUCCAGGCCUGUUCCUGGAGUGUCACCGUGGCAACAGCUGGGGGCUCAGUCGCUGGUCUUGUUCUUGUUCUGCUGGUCCUGGUUCUCACCGCUUUCCUGGUGUGGAGGAAAAAGAGGGCAUCAAAGGAGUCCAGAGCAAAGUCCAGCGCGGGUGCAGAUUGUGGCGAGGCUUCAACCCGGGAACAGAAAGAAGUCGUUUAUUCCCAAGUCCACUUCACCACAUCCAGCGAAGGUCCGGUCUACGCCAACAUCACGCCAUCUAUGCCCCGCAGCAGACACGUGGUGGAGGAGAUGGAAGACGGCGUGGAGUACGCCACAGUCCGAAAAGCGUGAGAGCGGGAUGAGCUCCUUUCACUUUCAUUUUGCUCGUCCCAGACGUGGGACGAAGUCUACAACGAAAGGAAGUAUUCGAUGCGUGAAGAUUUUGCGGUCAUGUGACCACAUCACCUUCUCAUUGGGGCUCAUCCAGGCCUUGAUUGUCACCGCAGCGUCAAUAAUUGUAUGUUAGCCCCUCCCCUUUCUCACAAUCAUCAAUAUGACUGUGAUCUAUUUCUUAUCUUAUUCAAUGAUUGCACCAACAUUCAUCUCUUUUUCACCAAGAUCCAUCCCGGUCUUGCGCGGGUCUACAAUCUUCGCUCCAUUCUGUUAAUGAGCUUUGAAUGAAGACAGACUUUGUGUCCCAGCUUUUAAACACACAGGAUGUUCAAUUAGGAACUCUUUCUUAAAGGGACAGGACUCAUUUGUGUGUUUCCUGGACACAUAAACACUCUGUGAGUCAUGAUGCUAGUAGAGAUGGGAGAUAAGGCAAUAUACAGUUUAUGUAUAUAAUAUAUGGUCGACACUACAGUGAUUUGAUCAAUUCAUACAAUCCCUCCCCCCCCAAAAAAAAUAUGUAUAUAUAUAUAUUAGGGCUGGGCAACGAUUAAAAAUUUGAAUCGAACUUAAUCGCACUACUUCACCGAUUAAUCGCGAUUAACUGCAUUGUAUACACAAAGCCCAAUAAUGAAUUCAAAAGUAGUGUGUAGUGCACCUUUAUUGGAAUAUUCUCCCACAUGAACAAAAGCGCCAAAACAUUUGUUGUGCAAACACAAUUUAAAUCAGUCCUUGUUAAACAGUAGCAGUUAAAUAGCAUAUUUUAUGAAAAUCAACUCCAAAAAAUGUAAAUACAAACAUUUAAAGCUUAUUAUUGCCACUGCCAGGGUAUUUAAGUUAUCCUGUUUGUUAUGGAAAAUAAAUAUAAUCUACAUACAAAUCUCUGAGCCACAAUCAUAAUUUCUGAGGUAACAGCAGAAACAUUUUUUUUUUAUCAGGGAUGUUAUGUUUAAAAAACCUAUAUUAUAGGUAGUGGGCUGUUUUAGGGAAUUUUUGAUCAAAUUAUCCGUAGUAGCAAUAUUAAUAAUGUGUUUAUUCUGCGUAGUGCACUUAAAAUAAUUAUGACCAUAUCUAGGCAUUGAUAUGAUGGGAAUUUUCCGAUUGUUUGCUUGGUGCUUUGAUAAACUGAAGGCAUCAUAUACAUGGUACUAUAUUGUGAUGUUAUGAGCCAGGGGAAAAAAGAACUACCCUACCCAGCAUGCAACAGGAGUGUCGCCAUGACGACAUCUUGUAUGUUGUGAUAUGCACGCUCUAGAAGCAAACGUUAAGAACUCAGCCAACACUCCUGGUCUGCAUUAUUCAUAAAUAGACAGACAACACAUAUACUCCGCUGCUUCACAGGCCGCUGGAUGUAGCCGGCAAAGUAUUCCCAUGCUAGCUAGCCGGUCUAGCAAGCACGCGUCAUUCAGUCCGAAACGGCCCGAUCUAUCCACAUCCAGAAUUGUCUGGCGGUCGUAAGUGAUCCCGGAGUGACCACGCUGUAAGCCAGCCAUGAAAUUUGCAGAAUUGUCCGGUAUUUUUGCCAAAUGUUCCAUCUUUACCAAGAGCCCCUCCACGCCGGAGCACGUCCGGGCGUCGCCGUCUUGCUAAGAAAAGGCGUUAACAAAAUAAAAGCAUGUAAACAACAUACGCAAAUGUGCGAUAAAAUAAUUGUCGGCGUUAAUAGAUUGAUGAGUUAACUCGUAAUUAACGCAUUAAUUUA
Nerophis ophidion (straightnose pipefish) is the source of this 4242-nucleotide messenger RNA. Its product is annotated as sialoadhesin-like. NCBI's taxonomy places the organism in Eukaryota, Metazoa, Chordata, Actinopteri, Syngnathiformes, Syngnathidae. The record is from RefSeq and is a predicted model, not a curated record. The coding region runs from base 180 to 2501 and encodes 773 amino acids. Gene Ontology annotation, biological process: cell-cell adhesion. The transcript has 11 exons. Gene Ontology annotation, cellular component: membrane.